Molecule: messenger RNA, 1629 nt
Organism: Cygnus atratus (black swan)
Lineage: Eukaryota; Metazoa; Chordata; Aves; Anseriformes; Anatidae
Gene: GRB7
Product: growth factor receptor bound protein 7
Exons: 15
Coding region: 1-1629 (542 amino acids)
Biological process (GO): signal transduction
Source: RefSeq, a predicted model, not a curated record
AUGCCCGGUCCGGCGGGAGGGUGGCGGGACGCGGCGGGCGCUGCAGAUGAUGCCAUGGACGGGGGGGCCCAGCAGAGCGGCCUCCGGGAGCCCCCCGGGGCGGGCGGCACGGAGCAGGAGGGGGACGCGGGCGAGGGGCCGCCCGCCGCCGACCUCAGGCGCUCGCAGCCCCUCUUCAUCCACGGCAGCAGCCGGCCACCGGCGGAGGAGGAGCCGCGCGCCUCGUCGCUGCCCUGCAUCCCCAACCCCUUCCCCGAGCUCUGCAGCCCCUCCAACUCGCCCAUCCUCAGCAGCCUCCCCGGCGGGCAGGGGCCCCCCCGCGAAGGCACCUGCCACCUGGUGAAGGUGUUCAGCGAGGACGGAUCCUGCCGCUCGCUGGAGGUGUCGGCGGGCACCACGGCGCGGCAGCUCUGCGAGAUGCUGGUGCAGAGGACGCACGCGCUGCACGACCACAGCUGGGCCCUGGUGGAGCUGCACCAGCACCUGGCCCUGGAGCGCUGCCUGGAGGACCACGAGUCGGUGGUGGAGGUGCAGAGCGCGUGGCCCCUCGGCGCCGACAGCCGCUUCGUCUUCCGCAAGAACUUCGCCAAGUACGAGCUCUUCAAGAGCAACGCGCAGUCGCUCUUCCCCGAGGUGAUGGUGUCCAGCUGCCUGGAGGCGAACAAGAGCAUGGCGCACUCGGAGCUCAUCCAGAACUUCCUGAACUCCGGGAGCUGCCCCGAGGUCCAGGGCUUCCUGCAGCUGCGUGAGGCCGGCCGCAAGGUCUGGAAGCGGUUCUACUUCUCCCUGCGCCGCUCGGGGCUCUACUACUCCACCAAGGGCACGUCCAAGGACCCCCGGCACCUGCAGUACUUCGCCGACCUCACCGAGUCCAACAUCUACUACGUGACGCAGGGCAAGAAGCACUACGGGACGCCCACCGAGUUCGGCUUCUGCAUCAAGCCCUACAAGGUGCGCAGCGGCACGAAGGGCCUGAAGCUGCUCUGCAGCGAGGACGAGCAGAGCCGGACCUGCUGGAUGGCGGCUUUCCGCCUCUUCAAGUACGGCAUGCAGCUCUACCGUAACUACCAGCAAGCGCAGGCCCGGCUGAGCCAGCCCCCCUGGAUUGGCCCCACGGCCCUGCGGAGCGUGUCGGACAACGCGCUGGUGGCCAUGGACUUCUCGGGGUGCACGGGGCGGGUGAUCGAGAACCCCAGCGAGGUGCUGACGGCGGCGCUGGAGGAGGCACAGGCCUGGAGGAAGAAGACGACGCACCGGUACAGCCUGCCGGCUGCCUGCCAGACCUCCCCGCUCAGUGCUGCCAUCCACCGCACCCAGCCCUGGUUCCACGGGCGCAUCUCGCGGGAGGACACCCAGCAGCUCAUCGGCCGCCAGGGGCUGGUGGACGGCGUGUUCCUGGUGCGGGAGAGCCAGCGCAACCCCAAGGGCUUCGUCCUGUCCCUGUGCCACCUGCAGAAAGUCAAGCACUAUCUCAUCCUGCCGAGCGAGGAGGAGGGACGGCUCUACUUCACCAUGGACGACGGGCAGACCCGCUUCGCCGACCUCAUCCAGCUCGUGGAGUUUCACCAGAUCAACCGCGGCAUCCUGCCCUGCAAGCUGCGGCACUACUGCACCUGCGUGGCGCUCUGA